Molecule: messenger RNA, 1869 nt
Organism: Linum trigynum
Lineage: Eukaryota; Viridiplantae; Streptophyta; Magnoliopsida; Malpighiales; Linaceae
Source: the annotation of a GenBank genome assembly
CUGAAUAAAAUGGGCUCAGGCCCGUAACAUCCCUCAUCAGAGCCGAGAAGUAGAACAUCGUCCAAGCUCCCUCCGUUCUUCUACGUCAACAUCGCAAUCCCUACUCUGCAGAUGGCGGGAGAAAGCAAGGUUUCAUCAACCCGAAAAUCGACUGCCGACACGUCUUCCUCCAACCCGUUCUAGCUCACGCCCUAGCUCUUUAAUGGUAAAGAAAUACCGGCAAAAGGUUCAGGGCGUUGGCGGUUUUCAACCUUUCGGGUCUUACAGAAGAUUAUCCUUCGUGGAAAAGGUGAUUACGAAUCUAUGUACUACUUUGCAGAAUUGAGAAUCUAGGUAUGUCGAUGAUUCUUGGUAUCACUUGUUUGAUUUGGGGUUAAUUGUUUGGAUUUUUGUGUAGAAUUUUUAUAUAUAGGCAGUGAAAGGAUGAAGCGGGUGUGUGGACGGAGUGCCGAUAGAAUUACCAACCUUCCUGAGGAUGUGCUACAUCGGGUUCUGGUGUCUUUACCCAUCAAAGACGCUGCCAAAACUAGUAUACUAUCAACAAAGUGGAGGCAUCAUUGGAGAAGUAUUCCCCAACUUGUGUUUGAUCGUAGCUUCGCCAUCGAAUCGGGUGGAUUUAGAACAACUGACAUGAGGAGCAAGUUAAUGUUCAACAUUUACAAAGCUAUGCUGCUCCAUGAUGGCCCAGUAGCAAAGUUUUUGCUUUCAUUUCCUGGAUUAAGUCCCCGCUACGGGAAUGAGAUUGAUGAAGUCGUUCUCUAUCUUUCUCGCCGAGGUCUCCAGGAGUUUAAGCUCUCCUGUGCUGCUUUUGAUGGUCGGAAAUACAAGUUACAUUCUUCCUUGUUUUCUUGUCUUCAACUGAACCUGCUCACACUUCGGCAUUGCGAAUUUAGACAACCAUCAUGGUUUGUGGGUUUUAGCAAGCUUACGGUUCUCUUAUUGUCAGAUGUAACUCUGCCCUCUGAUUUCUGUGAGAAUUUCCUUCUCAAGUGCCCGAUGCUUAAAACCUUAAGGCUCACAAACUGUGAUGGUCCGAGUAAUCUUAACAUUGUGGCUCCAUGUCUCGAACGGUUCUGUUUCACGUACAGGGAUUUACAGAAAAUCUGCUUCAACUGUACUCCUGUCUUACUUAGUCUCAGGCUAUGCAGAAACUUCGAAAAGACUGCAGAUAUGGUAGCUUUACUUGCUUCUAUCACAGAACUCCAAGAAUUUCGUGUCGACUUUCAACUCCCACAACACCUUACUGUAGGUGAUAGUGAUGUUCCCAUCAGGCUUCCUACUCCUCUUCACCGAUUAAAACUCCUCCAUACCAGGAACCUUGACUUCAGUAGCUUGGAGACGGCGCAUUUUCUUGUUUGUUUGAUCAUCAGUUCCCCCAACUUGCGUGAGCUAACAAUCAAGCUGGACCCUAGUCAACAAAACCAGCCCUCAACUAAUAAUGCGGCAACAAGCAUUCUAAGCCUGUUGGAAGCAGAGUCCCGCCAAGGAUCUGGUAGUUGUUGUUUGCAGCAACUUAGAGAGUUCAGAAUCGAGAAAUGCCUUGGUACACAGAUGGAGCUGGACCUUGUGAAGUUCGUGUUAGCCACCGCUCCAAUACUUAAGAGGAUUUACAUUCCUCGUUGGCAUAAACUGUCGUCCGAAAAGGUUAUUGAAUUCAUGAAGGAAGUGAAGAGAUAUAGGCGGAUCUCUAAAGAUGUAGAGGUCAUAUAUGACUCAAAAUGACAGAUAUCUCCCGUUUGCUUGCGAGGAAGAGGGGCAGGAGCUAUUUGAUAUUUUCAUUUUACUGUUGGGUUGAUCUGUUGGCAGCAAUCAGUGAAAACAGAAGGCUAAACUUCAUUUUGUGGAGGUGAAUAAAUCCGCUACCACUUA